Molecule: messenger RNA, 558 nt
Organism: Laccaria bicolor S238N-H82
Lineage: Eukaryota; Fungi; Basidiomycota; Agaricomycetes; Agaricales; Hydnangiaceae
Exons: 4
Coding region: 1-558 (185 amino acids)
Source: RefSeq, a predicted model, not a curated record
AUGAUCACUGCACGCUACUAUCGUCUCUCUCAACUACAACGGACUUAUCAUGAACCAAGGUACGACUUCACAUCAUAUCGAAGCUGUCUAGGAGAGACUACGACGGACUCGGAUUCUCAAUCGGUACACGUUAAAGAACUGGGGAAACAUCCUAUAAUUUGUUUGGGAGCACCCGGAAACUCAGAAGGCAUAUCACGGUUUGGACAAGAAUUCACGGCGGCCAUGGAGAAUAACUUUGCAAACCCCUCAGAUUCUUGGGGAAAUCCCCCAUCUCUGGUUCCGCUAAUCAUUCCAACCUCCCCUGCCAUCCAUUGCACGCUUUCAGCAGCGAAUGCCGUACCCUCUGGCUCACCUUUCGCUUCCCACGCACUCUCCACGGCUUAUUUCAAGCCCUCUAUCAGCCACCAGCCCAUCGGCCGCCUCACAUACGCCUCAAACAGUCCAUCUCGAACCUCCCUAGUUACUCUUCCGGAAAGUAAACGCGGCCGCCUAAAAGGGAGCGCGAAAAUCAAGCCAGUGACAUACAGCCCACGUCGAAGACUCAGACGGCCUCCAUGA